Caenorhabditis angaria is the source of this 4078-nucleotide messenger RNA. Lineage: Eukaryota; Metazoa; Nematoda; Chromadorea; Rhabditida; Rhabditidae. The record is from the annotation of a GenBank genome assembly.
AUGGACAUUGCUGGUCCUUAUUAUGAUAAUUGUUCUAAUGUUUCUUCUGAAUUAUGGUGAGAUUGAGAUUAAGCUAGGAACACUUUUAAAGUUUUAAUAAUAUUAAAAUUAAAAACAAAUGUUUUUUACAGGACUCGGGAGAGUUCCGAUGAUAAAAGUUUCAUAAGUAUGCAGCGACGCAAUCCGGUGCGUCGACAACGAAACGUUUUAGAUGAAGAUCAGACAAAAGAUGCGAUUAAGGUAUGUUUUUGUAUUGUAAAAAUUAAAGCAAGUUUUGAAGUUACCGAAGUUGUUUUUUGUUAAAGCUUGUCACAUGUUUGGAACAUAAUUUCAAUGAGGUCUAUUGAAAGUAUUCAGAAUAUGUACAGUCAUAAAUUUUAAUUUUUUUUUGCAAUAGAAACAUUCGAGAAAUUUUUGUUUCAUAUUCUCAAAAAAUUCCAAAAAAGGAACUUUGAAAAAAUAACACAUUUUAAUGUUUAAAAAACAAACGAUGAAUGAAACUAAUUUACAUAAAAAUAAAAUAAUCACAGUUUUUGAGUUUAUCAUAACAUUUUUCGAAAAUGGAAAAAAAUACUUUGUUCCAAACAAAUUGUUUAAAACGAACACAUUUUCCAGCUCCUAGAAAAAUAUGUGAAACGAAAAUAUCGGCAUUCAACUUUCCUAAGCCAAGAUGCUGGAGAUUUGAGUAUAGAUCAAGCAGGAACUCCAACGGGACACACACAAUCAGCAUAUCAAUUACCGAGGUAUUCUUAUUCCCAUUAUUAAAAAUGAUUUGAAUAUUAUUUUAAGACAAAUAACAAAUCCAGCCGAACGUCUUUCACACAUUUUCAAUUCAACAGCUCUUGGUAAUAUCAAUUUGUCAGACAAUCAAUAUCCGCCACCAUCGCCAGUUUUUCCAGGGAAUCCUGAAACUUCUUUUAGAUCUGAAAUGAAGUAAGUUGAUGUUUUAUAAAAUUUGAGACGAAAAAAUAUAUUUGAGAGAUAAAAAGUUGCUGGAAACGAGAAAUGUCGUUUAUUAGGAUAUAACUGGAAUCUUAAAAAAACAUCCCAUCAUUUAGAAAAAACCCUAAUUAUACUUUUUCUAGAUUCAAAGAAAAAGAAACCUGGUAUCACUGGCUAAGUCGUAUUAUCAAAUUGUUAUAUUAUGAUUUGGGUUUUCAAUAUGUGGUUUUGGCAGUUUUUAUGAUAGCUUAUGCUUGUAUUGGUGGAUACAUGUUCAUGAUUUUGGAGUAUGACUAUCAAGCAAACGAACUGAGAGAGCAAUCUGAGGUUUUUCUUUUUUCUUCCUUUAAAUUUGACAUGCUAAAAAUAUAUUUUUAGAAUUUGACCAUAGAAUCUGUUAAAUAUGCAACUACAUUACUUAAAAACAUGACAACGAAAGGAUGCGUAAGUGAAUUUCUCUGAUAAAAAAUAAUUGUAUUUUUGAUUUAGUUGAGAUCUGCGCUUUCUGAUGAUUGUAUUUCAAUGAUUCGUCAAUCAAUAAUCAAUCGAUCGCUAGAAGUUGAAAGAAGUAUUAAAGGAUCACCAUGGAUUUGGGAUUUUUGGGGAUCUGUGUUUUUCGCUGCAACUAUUUUCACCACUAUUGGUAAGUUUGUGAAUUGAGUUUUUUUCUAAAAAUACAUGGAUAGUUAAAAAUUAGUGGGCUUUUAAUUGAAGUGACAACUUUCAGGUUAUGGUAACUUGGCUUGUAAGACACCGAUGGGUCGAAUUGCAACAAUAAUCUACGGUUUAAUAGGAAUUCCGCUAGGCUUAGCAGUUUUGAAAAAAUAUGGAGAGUUUUCAAUUCAUCAAGCUCAAAAAGUUCGAGUUUCUUUGAAAAAUUAUUUUCGGAGUUGUGCGACAAAGAAAGGAUUGAAACGAACAGCUACUGUAGAAUCAAUUGAAUCGGAUGAUAUCAAAGAAAAUGAAGAUUCAGAGCAAGUAUGUAUUCAGAUAAAAUUGAAAAAAAUCUGAAAUGUUUCAGUCCUAUGAUUCAACAUCAUUUCCUCUUCGAUGGGCUUUGCUCUUGGUUUUUCUAUUCAUUUUCAUCUGCUCUUUUAUAGUUUCGUUUUUUGAGAAAUGGGAUUUUUUGACUGCUGUCUAUUUUUUCUUUGUUUCUUUAUCAACAAUUGGAUUCGGUGACAUUAUUCCUGAAAAUCCAAGAACUGCAUGUGGACUUUUUAUUUUGUAUUUUUUGGGACUAGCGCUGUUUUCGAUGGUUUAUGCAAUUUUACAGGUUAGUUUUUUUCAAAAUUAAAGUUAAAAGUUUUGGGUUUAUUAAAAAUUAAAAUUUUAAAAAUUCAGAUGUAUCUUCAAUUGUUGUGGUUACUUUUCAAAACUUUUUUGAAUUAUUGUUGUAUCUUACUUCUGGUUGAUUUGGAUUUUUUGAAAGUUUGACAGAAACUGAGCCAAAUUUGAUUGAAAUACAUUUUCAAAUCAUUUCAACAAAUACAAAAAAAAUGAAAUCUCAUAAUUAAACAUCAAAUUUCAUCAAACCUCAAUUAUUGAACAAAAUAAUAAGAAAUAAAACACAAAACAUGUAGUCUCAACUCACAAAAAUUCAUCAAAGUUCACUUUUUACAUCAUUUUGACAAACAUAAAUAUUGAAAUAUUUUUUUCAUUAAAAGAAGGGGUGUAGGCCGAUGAAGAAACAAAAGUUUUUUUGUUCGGAAAAUGUAAUAAACACCGGGGAAAUCAAAUUUAAGGAACUCCUGGUGGACAUGUUUGUAAAGGCCGUGAGGAAACUUUUAUCACGAAAAAAACAUGAAUGAACAUUGAUCCUGUCUAAACCAUCAACGACCCUCCCAUUAUUCUUACUUUUAGGAACGUGUUGAGAAUCGCUACAUGUGGGCCCUCGAAUUAAUCGAUUUGGAAUAUCAAGAAACCCAAAAGUACGAGAUGGAAAGAAUACAGGAAGAAGAAUUAGACAAUUUCAAAAAAUCCGGCGUUAACAACAGACCGACCAAACACACUUCAACCACAAGUUCGAUGGCGACCAAAAACAUCAGCGACAAGCAUUGAAAAUAUGCCAGAUCGUCCAGAAAGUGAAAGACGUUUUAGCGGUAUAUUAUUCUUUUAUUUACUAGUAAACUUUCAAAAUAUCUUUAUUGCAGUUUUCACACCGGGAGAACCACCACAAUAUGCACCACCAGUUCUUGGAGCAUUAUUAAUGCACAAUGUUUCAAUGAAGAAAAAAUUGUUGGCUAGAUCUGAGAGUAUUUUGAACAAAAAAGGUUCAAAAAGAGUGAAUUCUCUUUUCCCGAGCAAUGAAAUGCUCUCAACACCUGCUAACAGUUCACGUGGAGGGUAAUUACAUAAUAAUUUCACACGUUUUUUAUAUAUCUUUUAGAUCUCCAUGGUUGUUGAACUGCGAGAUCAAUAACCCAAAGGAGCCUACAAUGUUAGGAAAGUCAAGCGGAUUGUCAGCUCCUAAUCUGGCUCCGGGUAAUCGGAGCCCAUCGGGUGCUCUUUCGGUGAUUACGGAAGCUAGCGAUGAGGAUUCUAGAAAUACAAAAAUGAAUUUGUCGAGUAUUAGGAGAUUUUUACCGAGAAUGCAAAAGGAGGUGUUGUCAGAGUCUGGUGAGUUUUGGGAAGAAAUUUGAAAUUUUCGAAAUGAAAUUUUCUGCUGUAUCAAUUUUAGGGAUCAAGCUUUCCUUCAGAUAAUAUUUAUAUAAACAUUUUUUGGCUCAAUAAAAUCUCAAAGAAUCUCAUAACAUCUGUUCUCAUAAAAUGUCCAUCUCUCAAAAAAUGUUUAUAUAAACUUUUUUACCAAGGAAAUGAAGAAAUCCGCAAGAUAAAUAAACAUUUUUCAUUUUUCAUCAAAACAUCUCUUAAUCAUCCAUUUUCAAAAAAACGAGCGUUUAAAAAUAGAAUUUUUUUGCACUUUUUGCGUCUAAUGAGUCUAGACAUGUACAUUUCAGAGAGUCGUGAAAGCUUGGAUCAAAUUUUAGAAGAAUUACAAUUGGAGCCUCAAGAAACUGAUCAAAGCACAACUCCAAAACCAUAUCAAACAAGGAAAUCGCAUCGAGAAGUUGCCACAAGUUCCGAAAAAACACCAUUUGCUUCAAAAGACGAAGAUGACGGAGAUAUUUCAAAUUAA